AUGGCUGUCACAUCGUUCAAUUUCGAUGAUGAAAUGAUUGCGGGUGUUGGUACAGCUUUGAACCGUAUCAAACUCCGAACACAAAGGUUUUACUAUGGUCAGCUGGAAAUGAAACGACCUAAGCUGAAAACACGGCGACGAGAGUUCGGUGGCGCAGAAUCUCCGCUCAAGGACCGCUAUAACGCAUGGAACCCGGAUUGGCAUAAACUGCUCAUAGUUGCCGGUUUAGCCGCGAUUCCAUACAUUCCGUCACUCGACGGUGAUUUUGUUUUUGACGACUCGGCUACCAUCCUCAACAAUCCCAUUGUUACUGGAAAAAGCCAAUUGAAGCAGGUUUUCGUCACUGACUACUGGGGAUAUCCUAUAGCGUCACCACAUAGUCAUAAAAGCUACCGUCCAAUAACAACGUUGACAUUUUGGCUAAACUACUGUCUCUACGGUGAAUGGACGCUACCGUACCACCUGGUCAACAUCGCCUUACACGUUUUAGCAUCGUUGCUAGUCUUCCAAUUUGUCAGAGGGUUACGGAGCACCAGCAUAGAUAGCCAAGUCAUCUGGGAUGAUGCUUUCGUUGCUGCUUCGUUGUUUGCUACUCACCCUGUUCAUACUGAAGCGGUGGCGAACAUCUCCGGUCGAGCAGAGUUAUUGAUGAGCGUUUUUGCGUUAACUGCACUUAUUCACUAUCAUCACUGCAUCCGAACCGAUAACAUCACCCUAUGCAAUGCAGCAGCAUAUGCUGCUAUGGUGCUGCUGUCGGUAUUCAGCAAGGAGCAAGGAAUUACCGUAUUGCCAGUUUCCCUGUUUCUGGACAUCCUACACACACUGCGUCGGGAACAGCACUACAAGGCCGCAAUUUCUCGAUCUGUGCUACUCAUCGUUUCUACAUCACUACUAAUACUAAUACGUCUCUAUAUUAAUAAUUUCACUGCACCAAAAUUUACGGAGUUGGACAAUCCAGCAGCGUUUGUAAAGGAUCCGUUUUUUAAGCUAGCCUCCUACUCCCACAUCUGGUUAAUGAAUCUUCGCCUCCUCUUGCUACCGUACUCACUCUGCUUCGACUACAGUAUGGGCUGUGUGCCACCAAUUGUGCAAUGGACUGAUUAUCAUAUUCUAUGUCUUCCUACGGUAGCACUUUUGCUAGUAGUUGUUCCUUAUGCACUCUAUAAAUUCAAAAACAGAUGGUGCGUUUUUGGCGCUGUCUUCGCUGUUGUUGCAUUCCUACCAGCCAGCAAUCUACUGGUUACUGUUGGUUUUACGGUGGCCGAAAGAGUACUGUAUCUGCCUUCAGUUGGUCUAUGUAUCAUGGUUGGAGUGCUGUCUGAACGUGCGCUUCGGUACUCCCGCAACAUGGACAAAAUUGCCAUAGCAGUGGUUGCCAUCGCUAUGACAAUGACAUAUCAGAGAUCCGAGGAAUGGCAUAGCGAGUUAGAUCUCUACACCAGCGGCCUUAAAGUAUGCCCACAAAAUGCUAAGAUACAUUAUAAUCUGGGGAAGGUCCUGAGCAGAAUUGGUAAUGUUGAAGCGGCAGAGCAUAAUUACUGGAAUGCCCUACGAUUAAAUCCUAACUAUGAACAUGCUAUGAACAAUCUGGCGAAUAUUCUGGAAGCAAAGGGUUAUAGCCAGGACGCUGAACGAUUGCUCAGGAAAGCUCUACGUAGUAGACCCACGUUCGCCGUAGCUUGGAUGAAUCUUGGUAUCACGUUGAUGAACCAACAUAAGUAUGAGGAUUCACUACAAGCAUACCAGAAAUCGUUACGAUUACGACCAACAAGUGCCGACUGCCUAUUCAAUCUUGGAAAUCUUUUCCAGAAAAUGGGAAAACCAUUGAAUGCUUUAGAUGCGUGGAAAAAUGCAACUAGGCUCGAUCCUACCCACACCCACGCUUUAACCAACAUGUUUGUGGUUCUGGACGAGUUGAAUCAAUGCGAUGAAGUCUUAGAAAUAGCAAGAAAUAUUCCCGAUUCCACUAUCAACAAUGUGGCCUCCAUUGCCUUCCAAAUCGGUACCUGUCUUGGGAAGAACGGGAAAUUCUUAGAAGCGGAGCGUCGUCUGAAGGCAGCGCUACGACUCAACCCACAAAAUGCAAUGUAUCAUGCAAAUUUGGGUGUACUGUAUCAACGAUGGGCACGUUAUGAGCAAGCCGAGAACUCGUACCGCAACGCAUUGGCUCUCGGUGACGAUCCGGGAUUGAUUCUAUGGAAUCUGAGGAUAGUACAGGAGAAAUUGAACAGGACAAGGAUCGAGGUGGAGCGGCACUCUAGGCUUUUCGAUCUCUGA
Molecule: messenger RNA, 2277 nt
Organism: Necator americanus (New World hookworm)
Lineage: Eukaryota; Metazoa; Nematoda; Chromadorea; Rhabditida; Ancylostomatidae
Exons: 14
Coding region: 1-2277 (758 amino acids)
Biological process (GO): protein O-linked glycosylation via mannose; endoplasmic reticulum unfolded protein response
Cellular component (GO): endoplasmic reticulum
Molecular function (GO): mannosyltransferase activity; protein binding
Source: RefSeq, a predicted model, not a curated record